UUCAUAACGCUUCAUAACGCUUUAUAAUGCUUCAUAAAAUCGACAUGUCGAGUUCAGGAUGAAUCAUUUUAACCUGCGCGGAUGAAACAUCAACGCUCGCCCUGGUGUGAGAUUAUGAGUGAUUAAUUUGGAUUAUUUGGUGAUCACCCCCUCUGCGCCCCUGUGUGAGGAUGGCGGGUGCAGGAACGGACCUCCUGUCCCGCGUUAGCUCGGUGUUCCGGCGGGACCGCGCGGACUGGGACCUGAGCGACACGGCGCCGUUCGACUUCUCCGAGGAGCUGGGCGACGACGACAUGCCCGGCUUCAACAAGCUGAGGGUGGUGGUGUCGGCCGAGAUGGACGAGUACUCCGGGACGUCCCCCAACGGAGCCGCCGUCAGCACCUUCGUCAGGGGCCACGAGGACGACGACGACGCCCUGCUCGGGUCCUCCUCCAGCCUGGGGGCGGAGCCAUGCGACAGGUGCAUCAAGAGGAAGGAGGACGUAAAGCGGCGCAAAGUGAUGAGGAAGCUAGCAUUCGCCGCCACGCUCUACUUCCUCUUCAUGAUCGGAGAACUCGUGGGAGGCUACAUCGCCAACAGCUUGGCUAUAAUGACGGACGCCCUGCACAUGCUCACUGACCUGGUUGGCAUCGUGGUGUCGUUACUGGCGCUGUGGCUCUCGGCCAAACCGCCCACGCGCACCUUCACCUUCGGCCUGCACCGACUGGAGGUGAUCUCCGCAGGCAUCAGCGUGCUGCUCAUCUACAUUCUGACCGGCGUGCUGCUGAACGAGGCGGUGCAGAGGACCGUCCACCAGGACUUCACCAUCAACGGAGACGCCAUGCUCAUCACCGCCGCCGUGGGCGUGGCCGUCAACCUCAUAAUGGGAUUCCUGCUCAACCAGUCGGGUCACCUACAUUCCCACAGCCACUCGGCCGGCCCCGCCCACUCGCACGGCGCCGCGCGGGGGCAGGAGCAGCACAGUCACGGCAGCCUGGCGGUGCGAGCGGCGUUCAUUCACGCGCUGGGCGAUCUGGUUCAGAGCAUCGGCGUCCUCAUCGCCGCCUACAUCGUCAGGUUUAAGCCGGAGUAUAAGCUGGCUGACCCGGUGUGUACGUACGUGUUUUCCGUGCUGGUGCUGGUCACCACGGUGCGCAUCAUCAGAGACACCGGCCUCAUCCUGCUGGAGGGUGCACCCCGUCACCUGGACGUGAGUGUGAUGAAGGAGGAUCUGUUGAAGUUGGACGGUGUGGAGUCAGUGGAGGAGCUGAAGCUGUGGGCGUUAACCUCCGACCGUACAGCAGCACUCGCACACCUACAGCUGGCGCCGGGCAGCGUGGCUAACUGGGAAGAAGUGCAGGCGAAAGCUCGCCACCUGCUGAUGGCAUCACACGGCGUGGCACACUGCACGGUGCAGCUCCAGAGCCGGCGGCAGAGAAACACACACUCCUGUGCCAACUGUACCACAGCCAGUGCCUAACACACACACACACACACACACACACACACACACACACACACACACACACACACACACACACACACAGUCGAGGUCAAACGUUUACACACACUCAUAUAUACGGACAUGGGCUUUGAGGCUUCUGUUUUUGCUUUCAAGAGACGACUGUUCCAUGACCAUUUAACAGAGGGUGUUUUUUACAAGAAGGGUGUUUCUACGGGCACAGAGAAGUCAUAAUCAGUAACAUUUUUGUGCACCAUCAUAUUAAUCGCCCGACUUGCCGUCCGUAUAUUUACGACCCAGAGACGGGGGGUGUCUGCAAACCUUUGACCUCGGGUGCGAAGCGUCUUCCUAAACGUGUUGCUAUGCAGCCGCCGAGACGCCAAAGCCAGAGACGCGCGUUUUUCUACGAUCCGCCGCCGAUAAGAAUCCGACGUUCCCCCCGACUCCGCCGUGCUAAUUCUGGAACAUUCCUGCCCGCCGAUCCUGUUCGUUGGCGCGACGUAGCAUCGCGAGCGCUGCUGCUGGACAAAAUACCGGAAACGCCACCAAGGGAAGGAAGUCAAAAUAUGAGGCAACUAAUGAAGUUUCACAGGGGCCUUAUAACCCAGCCUGGAACCCGCCUACAGAACCCGAACCGGUACCUCGGUGACCCACUCUCAGCCGAAAUUCUCUGUGGGGGGGGCUUCGGCGCAGCAUCGUUUACAUUUUCGGCAUUUAGCGAAGGUGGGGCUUGAACCGGCGACCUUCUGAUUACUCGUCCAGUACCUGAAUUGUUAGACCACACACACGACCACCGGAUCUACACCGCUGCAGCUUUGUGGAGGGUUCCGAUUGGUUCCCUCAUCCCUCAAACCCUCCCACGAGGCGAACGAGGGUCCGGACAGAUUUCGGGGGUUUCCAUUAUUUUGUCCGGCACCUGAAUCGUAAGACUACAACUUGCCCCAGCAAAGGAGAACGAAAUCUGGACCCCUGAGCAACGAACAAUAGUGACGUUCUCAAGCCGCAGUGCAGGAACCGUGAAGCCACCAGGUGCACCCAUUCCAGUAUACCCACGGUACAGCCCAUGCUUCCUCCUCCACCCAGUCUCGGAGAGCUGGGAUUCGAACCCGGAGAGGUAGACCGCCACCCGCGCGCCCCACACACACACAACCACUGGAUUCGUGGAGGGUUCUGAUUGGUUCCUUCAUCCCUCAAACCCUCCCACGAGGCGAACGAGGGUCCGGACACACUUCGGGGGGGUUUCCGUUAUUUUGUCCAGCAGCCGUGUAUAUCAAAGCGACUCGUUUACGAUUGUUUAUCUGAGAUCUGACGCCUCGUGGCGGCUUCUGUAAACAAACAGGAUCAGAUUUUUGAGAGUCGACUCGGUCAGUAUUUUUAUUUAUAUUAUUUUAGCCAAAGCGCGUUUCUGUAAAAGUUGGGACGCUUAGAAAAAACGCAGUAUCAUGAAGCAGAAUC
This is a messenger RNA of Trichomycterus rosablanca, 2897 nucleotides long. It is a transcript of the gene slc30a4, whose product is annotated as solute carrier family 30 member 4. Bases 171 to 1460 code for a protein of 429 amino acids. Gene Ontology annotation, cellular component: plasma membrane. NCBI's taxonomy places the organism in Eukaryota, Metazoa, Chordata, Actinopteri, Siluriformes, Trichomycteridae. Gene Ontology annotation, biological process: response to zinc ion; zinc ion transmembrane transport. Gene Ontology annotation, molecular function: zinc ion transmembrane transporter activity. The transcript is spliced from 8 exons. The record is from RefSeq and is a predicted model, not a curated record.